GGACUAGAAGACAGACCUCAGCAACCAUGGUGAACAUGCCGAAGGAACGCCGCACUUAUUGCAAGGGCAAGAAGUGCCAGAAGCACACGGUGCACAAGAUCACCCAGUACAAGGCCGGUAAGGCCUCCAAGUACGCCCAGGGUGCUCGUCGUUAUAACGACAAGCAGAAGGGUUUCGGUGGUCAGACCAAGCCCGUGUUCCACAAGAAGGCGAAGACCACCAAGAAGAUCACGCUGCGUAUGGAGUGCAAGGAGUGCAAGGUCAAGAAGCAGCUGCCCAUGAAGCGCACGAAGCACUUUGAGCUUGGUGAGAAGAAGAAAUCCGCUGGCCACCAGUACUAAGCGGAUAAGAGGUCUAGGCGGCUCGAAUAGCGGCGGCUGGUGCUAAGGUCUUCGACAGCGAUGUCUCUCUACGAUGGCCCGGGCUUGGAUUACAGGUGCAAUGACGCGAGAGGAGAUUGGACGAACAGUGGACGGCCAGUCGUGCUCGGUAGUGCCUCAAAUCAAAGCCAAGGUCGUAUUUUAGUCCUGAAAUCGUUC
Messenger RNA from Phytophthora infestans T30-4, 539 nucleotides. RefSeq names its product 60S ribosomal protein L44. The record is from RefSeq and is a predicted model, not a curated record. The transcript has 2 exons. Gene Ontology annotation, molecular function: structural constituent of ribosome. Gene Ontology annotation, biological process: translation. The coding region runs from base 27 to 341 and encodes 104 amino acids. Gene Ontology annotation, cellular component: ribosome; cytosolic large ribosomal subunit. NCBI's taxonomy places the organism in Eukaryota, Oomycota, Peronosporomycetes, Peronosporales, Peronosporaceae.